UUCUCUAUAAGCCCCAAUUAAGCACUAAAACACAAAUGUUUGCUCAGAUUUUUAGAAGGCUUCGCAUCAAUGGCGGCACGAGCGCCUGCACCAGGGUGGUUCUCUUCUCCGAGCCUCUGCCUCACUACACAACUAGAGCAGCAGCCGUCCCAGAACACCAGAAAAACCGUUUCUUGGAAGAAUACCUCGUAAACUCACUUGGCUUCUCAAAAGAAGAAGCUUUUUCCGCUUCAAAAAAGGUAUCUCUUAAAACCUUCAGAAAAGACCCAAAUUUAGUCAUUCAUUUCUUGGUUAAGCAGGGUUUUAGCAAAUCCCAGAUCAAAAGCAUUGUUUCCGUACUUCCCGGGUUACUCUAUUAUCAGCCGGACAAAACACUUGAACCCAAGCUCCAGUUUUUCCGGGAUCUUGGUUUAUCCGGGUCGGAAAUUGUCAGGCUUUUUAUGUUUCAAAAACAUCUUUUCAAGUCAGGGUUGGAUUUUUUCAGAACCCGACUUGCUUAUGUUAGGAUUUUGUUAGGCACCGAUGAGAAGAAAGUAACCAGAGCUGUGAAGAGAUGUUCUUCGCUGCUUCGUUAUGAUGCAUCUGAAAAAGUGGCUGCGGCUGCUGCUUUGUUGAAGAAUUAUGGCUUUUCGGAUAAGAAUGUUGCUAACUUUGCUCUUAGGAUUCCUAGGCGCAUUUUUAUACUAGAACCUGAAAAUUUUGAGGAAAUGUCGUGCGUGGUGGAAAAUGAUUUUGGGAUUCCUCGUGGAUCGCCCAUGUUUUACUACGGCUUUGAAGUCGUUAGUACGAUUGCCAAGUCCACCAUUGACAGGAAAUUUGACAUUUUAAGAAGUUUUGGCUGGUCUGAUGCUGAUGUACGAACAAUUGAUGGCAAGCAUCCUCUUCGUUUACGGUUGUCAGAGUCUAAAAUUAGGGAAGCUUUGAAUUUUUUCAUGAAGGAACUGGGAUAUACCUCUAAUUACUUGGCUUACCGCCCUGCGUUAAUUACACUAUGUUUGGAGAAAAGGGUCAAACCGAGGAAUGAAGUUGUCAAAGUUCUGAAUGAAAAGAAGUUGAGUAAGAGGAGUUGGAAUCUGUAUUCAUUUGUGACCUUACCUGAAUCCAAAUUUGUCAAGGAUUUUCUUCUGCCUUACAAGGAGGAGAUACCAGAUGUAUACCGAUCAUACAUGGAGGUUGUUGGAGGAUCCAAAGUUCAAAAAGUUUGAUGCCUAGGUUUGAGCUGUUGUAGGUUGUGGGUUAUGACUUCCAUGCCGGAAAAUCCUUCGAGCACAACGUCAAGGACUCAGCUUAGCUGCCGGAAAGCACUCAUUUGAAGUAGCAUAAAGGGACCUGAAAUCUUAUGGGACCUUUAUGAUAGCUUCUAGUUUUUUUCAUUGAGAGUUUUGGGAAGCCUUGUUGUUGGCAAACAUUCCCAUCAGUUCAUCCAAAUCUAAUUCUCUGAAACUGAGAUGAGAAUUAAGACCGGCAUCCAUGCAAAGCCUCAAACUUGUUCACUUUGUAUCUGGAAUUGAUACAAAAAACUAGACAGACUGUCAUUACAAUUACUGUUUCGAUUCCUGAAUGUAAUAUAAUCGCAAGAUGUCAUCAUAGUUGCAAUUUUUCUUUUUUCGUUUUGAGCA
This is a messenger RNA of Coffea arabica (coffee), 1619 nucleotides long. Its product is annotated as transcription termination factor MTERF8, chloroplastic. The record is from RefSeq and is a predicted model, not a curated record. Gene Ontology annotation, molecular function: double-stranded DNA binding. Gene Ontology annotation, biological process: regulation of DNA-templated transcription. NCBI's taxonomy places the organism in Eukaryota, Viridiplantae, Streptophyta, Magnoliopsida, Gentianales, Rubiaceae.